Molecule: messenger RNA, 3113 nt
Organism: Pecten maximus
Lineage: Eukaryota; Metazoa; Mollusca; Bivalvia; Pectinida; Pectinidae
Product: protoporphyrinogen oxidase-like
Exons: 11
Coding region: 110-1573 (487 amino acids)
Biological process (GO): heme biosynthetic process
Cellular component (GO): mitochondrial inner membrane
Molecular function (GO): protoporphyrinogen oxidase activity, oxygen as acceptor
Source: RefSeq, a predicted model, not a curated record
GCUUUGGGGCGAAACGUCACGUUACCUCAGCUGUCUACCGUCUAACCACGAUACCGUGUGUACUUAUGUAAGCUCGUGAUAUUAUGCUACAGAACUUUAUGCUGAAACUAUGGCAAGGGCAGUGGUUUUAGGAGGUGGAAUAAGUGGCUUGUCCUCUGCCUUCUACGCAUUACAAGAAGGGGCUCCUGCAAAAUUUGCUAAGGUAGCCCUACUCGAGGCUUCUGAACGAUUCGGGGGCUGGUUACAUUCUACUAAAUAUCAAGAUGGUACUGUGUUUGAUUAUGGUCCCAGAAGCUUUCGUCCCGAAGCAAAUCCUGGUCUGAAUACAGUGGAUCUUGCUCUAAAGCUGGGCCUACGUGAUGAUAUUAUCAUUGCCGAAAAGGGUGAUAUACUCGACAACCGCUACAUCUACAAUGAUCAGACACUCCAGGAACUUAAGUUUGGUAUAGAUAAAUUGUUUAAGGUCGUUCCACCUUUGAAGAAAAGGCUGAUAUCAUACAUUAUUCAGGAUAUUCGCGCUGCAAAGGGGACAGAAGAUGAAAGUGUACAUUCAUUUGUGUCAAGACGUUAUGGAAAAGAUGCAGCAGAUUUUUUGGCAGACCCAAUGUUAAGAGGAAUAUAUGCAGGAGAUGUUAGAAAACUCAGCAUAAGAUCAACAUUACCAAAGCUUUACGAGAUGGAAAAAAGGAAACGCAGGACAUUAACAACCAGCUAUCCGAAGACACCGUAUGUACACAAAGCGUUACAGGAUUACGUUAGUAACUGGUCCGUGUGGUCGUUAAGAGGAGGCUGUCAACAGCUGUCUGAUGCUUUAGUGGGACACUUGAGCAGGCCAGAAAUGCCUACAGAAUUACAUACAAGUAGUCCAUGUACGAAACUGACGUUCAAGGAUGGUGCUGCAUUGGUGACCAGUGAAAAAGGGGAGAUAACUACAGACCAUGUUUUCAGUUCUCUAUAUGCUGGAGAUUUAGCUAAAAUUCUGCCUGAAGAACACGGUGAAUUAGCUGAAGAACUAGAUGGAAUCCCUGCAGUGUCUGUGGUUGUUGUGAAUCUCGAGUAUCCAGUGGAGAGCCCAAUUAAGGGUUUUGGUCACCUUUUGCCUUCCUCUGAAGAUGGACCUAUACUUGGUGUGGUGUACAACUCCUGUGUAUUUCCACAACAAGACAAAAAAUUUUCUAUGGGGAAAGUUUCUAGAUUUACGGUGAUGCUGGGCGGAGCGUGGUAUGACCAACUUCUCGAGAGAUUAGACGGAUCAUUAAAUCCAAAUGGCAUAGCACGACUUGCAAAUGAAGUAGUUUCUGACCAUCUAAAUAUUACUGAAAAACCUUUGAAAGUUGAUGUCAUUAUUCAAAAUGACUGCAUCCCUCAGUAUCUUGUAGGCCAUAAUGAGCGCGUUGAGAGAAUUUUCAAGUACAUCAAGGACAAGAACUUACCCCUGAGUUUGGUUGGUUCCUCCUAUAAAGGCGUUAGUGUCAAUGACUGUAUAUAUAAUUCCAAACUUGCUGUGGAAAGAUUAACUGGUCUGCCUCCAUAUGUAGCUCCAGAUAUACCAAAGGCACAUUUCUUACAUUAAACCUGCCGGAUCCUGGAUCGUUGGAACAACUGUCAUCAGGUAUAUCUCCCAAACCUCGGCCAAUCUACAGAUGGAUGUCCCCAUCAGAUACCCACUGUCUAUUGCUCAAGGUUACUAGUGUAUCUAGCUAUGGAUGUUCCUUGUUUGGUGCAUUUACAUAUCACAUCUCUGAGAUCGUCAGAUGUCAAGGUCCUGUGAGCUCUUGCUAUAGGGCUUUUUCUGCCGUGUGUCUUCCUAAAUUUUACAGACCAAAUAAAAGAUUUGUUUCCACAUUAUGGUGAUGAUGAGGUGGAAAUGUAGGGUAGUGAUAAGAAUGGAAUUUCACUUAAUUUAACCAGAGACACAUAUAACCAGAUAUUCUAUUUAUAGGUCUCUUAUUUAAAUGGAUCUUUUAUUGAAUCUUUAUGGAAAUUAUAGACAUUUUGUAUGAUUUGUGGUAGAUAGGUCCACAGUUUAGUGCUGAAAUGAACUGUUAAUUUAAAUCAUUGUAUGUUUGUGUGUUAUUUUUAUAGAGAAAGAAAUCUCAUCAAAAUAUGCUGUAAGGACCCUAGUCAGACAGAUAAUAAUAUAUUAUCCAUGCUGACUGCUUAGUGUGUUUACAACUUUGUAAUGUUAUGAUAGGCCAUUAUAGAAGAGGAUAUGAAGGAUGCUAUCAUUUCAUUUGUGAAACAAGUCACAGUAACUAGUCAGCUGAAAAAGAAUAAGAUAAAGGCAAUUUUUUUCUUUUUUUUUUUCAAACCAAUCAUUAUUUAUAUGAACUGCUUCAAAAUUCAGGAAACAACAAAUUAUAAUAGUUCUUUGUCUGUUUCACAUUAAUGAACAUAUCCACUAAUUUAAUGGUUAAAAAAUAAUGGAUAUUAUAGCAGAAAGGUUUGUUGGUGACGCUUUUUUUUCACACAUUGUUCUUGUGAAGAAUGAGGGAAAUUUAUUUUUAUUCAACCAGGAACAAUAGAUGAGAUGAGGGUCUUUUAUGACUUAACGCAGAUGAGAAAGGGUGUACAUGUGAGAACCAUGUUAUUAUUGUCUCCUGUACAAAAUCAUAUUAGGAAGGCAUUCAUUGAUAAAGUUUUUUUUGAAAAACUACAAACUUCUUCACAAUGAAGCUUUUUAAAAAUAAUCGGCAUAGUGCCAUAUUUCCAUCAUUAAUAGACAAACGUAUUGAAUAUAAAUUACAUUUGUAGGUACAUGUUCAGAGUGUGAUGUUUUCCGGGAAGUAACACCAGUAUGUACAGCCUUUAUCAAUGGUGUAUUGGUAUAUGCUUAGUUGAAGCUGGGUUGAAGCCCUGGACAAUGAUUUAGUAUUUAAUUCUGCGUGUUAUUGCAAAUAACAUUAUGAUUUUGUUUUGAUCACGAGAUCAGGUAUAUGUCAUACGUGUUGUAUGCCCUAAAAUAGAAUCUGAAACAUUCAUCAAUCAACAAUCUUAAAUCUUCAGAAAUUGCAUACAGAAUUCAUCUGAAUGAAGGGAUGUGUGUGAGUGUGCAGUUAAGAUUUUAUUUGUGAUAUCAGUAUGAUAAAUAAAAUAUAUUUUAAGCAAAUCAA